Messenger RNA from Frankliniella occidentalis (western flower thrips), 1543 nucleotides. RefSeq lists its product as uncharacterized. The record is from RefSeq and is a predicted model, not a curated record. The transcript is spliced from 6 exons. Lineage: Eukaryota; Metazoa; Arthropoda; Insecta; Thysanoptera; Thripidae. Bases 234 to 1262 code for a protein of 342 amino acids.
GGUAUGAGGGUAAACAAACAGCCAAACCAACGACAGCGGUGGGUGCGGUGUGCGGUGAAAGUGAAAGUUUCCUGCUCACUUCACAGCUGUCCUGUCCAGCCUCAACUGCUGUGAGCUGCCCAUUCGACUCUCGUUUGAGAAAGUUGGGUGCAAGGAGUUGUGUUGCCAUCUUUGGAUUUCGUGCAUCUCUUGAAGUGAUCUGUGUUCUUCAUCGUACUUAAACCUGCUCCAACAUGGUUCUCUUCCUUAUCUUGGAGUUCUUAAAGAAGAUAGUGGCCGAGAUCAGGUACCAGAUCGUGUACUACGCCCUCGGCUCAACAGCACAGCUUGAAGAUUUCAUUUACGCCAAAGACAACAGGGUUGAUAUCAUUGACAAGACGGGCCAAAUUGCUGUUGUUACUGGUGGAUCUCGAGGAAUAGGUUUGCACGUAGUUCGGAUGCUACUGCAGUGCAACAUGCAUGUGAUUAUAGGAUGCCGCAACACAGAGGCAGGUGAAACUGCUAUUGCAAGCUUGCGAGCUGCAGGUAUCACUAAAGGUACUGCAGAAUGCUUCAAACUUGACACUGGAUCAUUGACCUCUGUACGAACAUUCGCCAGGAAGGUUGUGUCUGCGCAUCCAAAAAUCAACAUCCUCGUGAACAAUGCUGGCAUUAUGUUUGUGCCAUUUUCUCUGACAGAAGAUGGAAUUGAAUCACAACAAGCUGUGAAUUAUAUUGGUCACUUUGUCCUGACUCAAGAGUUGUUGCCAUCUCUUGAGACUGCAGGGCGUCAAAGUUCUAAUGGAACAAAGUCUCGUAUUGUAAAUGUUUCUUCUUGUGCAUAUGCAGCAGGAACCAUUAAUUACUCAGAUUUCAAUAACAAAAGUGGCUACAUUGCCAGUGCUGCAUACGCCCAAUCCAAAUUGGCUCAGCUUAUAUCAUCAGUACACAUGUCACGCUUGUUCACUGAAAAUAAUAUUCCUGUAAAUGUAUAUGCAGUUCAUCCUGGUAUAGUGAACACAGAACUCUUUGAUGGAACAGCUUUCAAAAAAUUUUUGCCCUGGGUUCCAAAGCUGCUGUUUAAGUCUCCUGAGAAUGGUGCUAUGCCUAUAGUACAUGCAGCAAUUUCACCCGCUAUUGAGAACCGAUCAGGGAUCUACAUAAGCAACUGCCGAGAAACACCAAUCAAGAAAUAUAUCUUGAACCCAUCAGAAGGUUACAAGUUACACAAAUUUACAUUUGAUCUCAUUAAAAGCAUAAGCCCCAAGAAAAUAUCUUCUUAAACAUUUAUUGUGAAUACUCAUCUUCUUUUUUGUAUAUUUUAUUUAGAUGACAUUUUAAUUUUAACUUGCCUUCCAUUUUUUGAGCAGGCCUGAUACGACUUGUUUAUCUCACUUGUUAAGACUGGAAUUAUGAAAAGACUUAAGCACCCCUGAUAUAUAAUUUCUAAGCAAUCUAUUUUUUUAAAUUAUUUUUUUUAAAAAUAACACAUGUAUAUAUGUACAAUGCAUUGAUGAAAGCACGCAUGCUAGAUGUAUUUCUUGAAUAAAAGAUACCUUCUGUA